AUGGAAUAGGAUUAGGAACAAAUCAACAUGCUUGCUAAAUAGUAUGGCUUUUUGUUUCUUCAAGAUUGUCCAAAGGCAAUGUAAAUUGGAAUAGAUAUUCAAUAUUGGUAGAUUAGAUCGACCUUCAAGGGAGUGAAAGUAAUUUCCUCCAGAUAACCAGAUAAUUAAGAUGUCGUGAUGAGAAAAUGGAAUGAUCAUGAGUUUUAGAUAUUAGAUCAACAAGUAGAUUAAGUAAUUUAAUAGCAAUAAGAGAAAGAGGAGAAUAAAGACGAUGAAUUAAAUACGAAUGAAGAUUAUGAUGAUAUUGAUUAAACUAUUGAAAAAUUAGAGAAUAUGCCUCAAAAUUAAGGCAAAGAAUUGAUAAACUAAGUCAGAUGCUUUCUAUUGAAUAUGGAUUUCUACCUAUUCUCUAGCUCGAAAAAAGUUUAUCCAUCAAGCAUAAAUAUCAAGACAGAUAAGAAAUUUGAUGAUAUAAAUAAUGAUGAUUUACCAUUUGUUUCAGAUGAAUCAGAAGGCUUUAUUUCAUUUUGA
Molecule: messenger RNA, 531 nt
Organism: Stylonychia lemnae
Lineage: Eukaryota; Ciliophora; Spirotrichea; Sporadotrichida; Oxytrichidae
Source: the annotation of a GenBank genome assembly